Molecule: messenger RNA, 510 nt
Organism: Penicillium riverlandense
Lineage: Eukaryota; Fungi; Ascomycota; Eurotiomycetes; Eurotiales; Aspergillaceae
Exons: 1
Coding region: 1-510 (169 amino acids)
Source: RefSeq, a predicted model, not a curated record
AUGUUCGACAGCGACAUCCGCUCCCACGCAGCUACUGAGAAAGUACUGCCGAUGCUAGAGUCUGCCGUCCUCUCACUACUCGGGUACCUGCAUCUCCCUGACCCUGCAAGUUCCGCUGAUCUCCUUCCCUCGUCAAUGGAAUCAAUCAUGGACUUCUGGGAGUCAUGGGUUUUCCAAGAAUCAGCACGUCGGACGGUCCUCCUUGGACUUUAUUCUAUCCAAAUCUAUAAAUUGUUGCAUGGAACUGCCUCCAUGUAUUGUGAUGGGCGAUUGGGCCUUGUACAUGCGUGGUAUUCAUCAGCACAUCUAUGGAACGCUGAGACUGCAUUUGAUUUUGCAGUUGCCUGGACAGAAAGACAACAUUUUGUUAUUUCGAAUGCUGAUUUCUCAGAUGUGCUACAAAACGCGCAUGCAGACGAUGUGGAUUUAUUUACAAAGAUGCUGCUGGUUACAGUUCUAGGCGUUGACAAGGCCAAGGCGUGGUUUUAUGCUCGAGGGGCUUUACUAUGA